AUGGCAACGAAUCUCUCAGACGAUUAUGAGUUCCUGAUAAAAGGAUUGAACACCUGGGAAUUCCCAAGUGAUAUAACCCCUUCUGAACUCCUCCUUAUUAGUGAAGCUUCCUUCCCAGUGCUGGUGAAUAGAAGUUACCAGGUCCUCAUUGGUGCUUCCCACUACGGUCAGGGGCGCAUGGUGGUGCUGUCACAUGAAAAUUGCUUGUACAGUGACAAAAUGGCUCCCUUCCUCAAAAAUGCUGUGAAGUGGCUCGGACAAAGUAAAGAAAACGGCAUUGGGGUGAACAAAUCUGUAGAACGCCUGGCUGGUAUCCUCCAAGAUGCUGGGAUCAAGGUACAGAUAGUCAAUUAUUGUUAUUCCCUGAAUGUUUUCUGCACUGAUGCCUUUGACAGCACCAACACCAAACAGCUGGUUCAAUUUGUGAAGAAUGGUGGAGGGUUGCUCAUUGCAGGCCAUACUUCAAAAUGGGCAAAAGAACACAGUGACUCAAUUCUAGACAACUUCCCUGGGAACCAUGUGACUAGCGUGGCCGGCAUAUACUUCACUGAAACCCAGGCAGACACCCGUAAUCUUAAGUUAUAUCGGAAGAUACCUAAGAUUCCUCUCAAAAUCAAGUUUGAGGAGAAUAUCUCCAAAGAACAGCAACGGAUUCUGGAUGGAAUCUCAAAGCUAGACAUCAGAGAUUGUGGGAUUCCAUCUCGCCUGUUAGUCCAUGGGUAUUUGGCUUUCCCUCUUGGACUUAGUGAUCCUCUUGACUGUUCUGUGGCAGGAGCCUGCUAUGGUCGAGGUCGAGUGAUAGUUCUUUCCCAUGAGGGCUUGCUCAUCUCUCCUAAAUUGGGUCAAUUUCUGAUCAAUGCUGUUCGUUGGCUGAAAGGAGAUCAGAUAGGCAAAAUUGGAGUGAUCCCACCAUGUCAAAACUUAUUCCACUGGCUCACUAAAAAUGGCAUGGAUUGUAUUUUACAAAACAAUGUGUCUGCUGAGUUGAGUGUCUACUGCUGCACUGUGUAUAAUGACAGUCAGGCAAAGCAAAUUCUGGAAUUUGUGGCAGAAGGUGGAGGGUUGCUGAUUGGAGGCCAAGCCUGGUAUUGGGCCUCUAAGAACCCAAACAAGUCUGUUUUUUUCGACUUUCCUGGUAACCGCAUUCUCAAUUCCUUUGGCAUAUCCAUCCUUAAUCAGUCUGUGAAGAAGGGCCACUAUGAUUGCCCUAGGCCAGGGCUAAAGAACUAUCACUUCCGCUUAGCUAUAGCCCAGUUCUUUGAGGAGGUAAAAAAUAAGACUGAAAAGUUCCCAAAAGAUUGGCACUCAAAGCUCAGCACGGACUAUUCAGCCUUCCUAUGGAUGUCUACAGGAGAAAUCCCCUUCUAUGACCAUGUACAUCGAAUGUUAAAGAAGGUGAUAAAAAUGAUUAAGCUUCCCAUUAUCAACAAUAACAAUCCUUUGUUCAAAAACUCCUGUAACAGCACUCUGAUCCACCUAGUCUCUGAACUGUCCUAUGUCAAGCCAGAUUUUGCUUCAAAACUCUAUAAAUCAGGGUACCAAACUUCAAUCCAUCCUUCAUCCUCACCAGAAUACUCUGUCAACAUGGAGAUGAAUCUCACCAGUCAAAGUGGCAGUAUUUGGAAAAGUACUGGACUUUACCUCCCUCAAGGCUGCACUCUAAAUAUAACAAUACCACAUUCUGCUUGCUCCUCAAACAUAAAGGUGCAAAUUGGCUGCCACACUGACAAUCUGAUGAAUCAUGAUAAGAUACUCAGAGCACCUAAAAUUGUUUACCAGUAUGACUUGGCCAAACCAGAUAAUUCAAUCUCCACCCUCUGGGGUGGUCUUGUCUAUAUCAUUGUGCCCCAUGGCUGUUCUUUGGGAAAUACAAUUGUCACCUUUACUGGAGCUGAACCUGCCCCUUACUUCGUACUUGGAGAGACAUCUGUGGAGGAAUGGAAGCAUUUCAUCCGCCACCAUCCAGUGCCGUGGGGGGAACUCCAGGCAGAUAGCAUUAUCCUGACAGUGCCAGCGAAAAGUCUACAAUGUAUAGAGAACCCUGAACCCGUGCUCCGCCUCUGGAAUGAGAUAACAGAAGCCAUAGCUAAACUUAGUGCCAAGCCUCACCCAUUUCCUCGACAUGAGAGAAUUGUCUCUGAUGUGCAGAUCGCAUAUGGUUGGAUGCAUGCAGGGUACCCUGUCAUGGUCUUCUUAGAUGUAGUGGAUGAACUAAUCUCUGAAAAAAUCUUAAGGAAAAAAGGCUUGUGGGGUCCCAUUCAUGAGCUGGGUCAUAACCAGCAAUUUCAUGCCUGGGAGUUUCCCCAACAUACCACUGAUGCCACCUGCAACCUUUGGUCUGUCUAUGUGCAUGAGAAAGUUUUGAAGAUCUCCAGGAAUCAUGCACACCCUGGACUGAGGCCUGAACAACGGCAAAAAAGAUUGGAAGAAUAUAAGAAAAAGGGUGCUCCCUUGUCAAUGUGGUGUACUUGGACAGCCCUGGAAACAUAUCUGCAGUUGCAGGAAGCCUUUGGCUGGGAGUCUUUCAUCCAAGUCUUCAAAACAUACCAACAGCUGACUAAUGUGCCUAAAGAGAAAGAAGGCAAAAUGAACCUGUGGGUGACAAAAUUCUCUGAACAGGUGCAGAAAAAUCUGGCUCCUUUCUUUAAGGCCUGGGGCUGGCCUGUUCAGAAGGAGGUGGAAACAGCCAUUGCCCACCUGCCUGAAUGGAAGGAGAACCCCAUGAAGGUGUAAUUCCAUAAAAAAAAAAAAAAAAGAAAGUUAUCUUUAUAUAUAUUUUGAAAAUAAAAAGCUAUUAUUUUUAAAAAUAAAAAAAAAGAAUUAAAAAAUA
Molecule: messenger RNA, 2830 nt
Organism: Antechinus flavipes (yellow-footed antechinus)
Lineage: Eukaryota; Metazoa; Chordata; Mammalia; Dasyuromorphia; Dasyuridae
Product: TRPM8 channel-associated factor 2-like
Exons: 7
Coding region: 1-2733 (910 amino acids)
Source: RefSeq, a predicted model, not a curated record